Molecule: messenger RNA, 1034 nt
Organism: Theobroma cacao (cacao)
Lineage: Eukaryota; Viridiplantae; Streptophyta; Magnoliopsida; Malvales; Malvaceae
Source: RefSeq, a predicted model, not a curated record
GACUACAAAUCAGCAUUAUCAGGCAACCGAAUAGAGCUAAAUUGCUGGGAAUGGCAACAGAAGGAUGGCAAGGGUUCUGGCCUCAUCUGGUUUAUGCUUUGGCAUUCUGCCUUGUAGCCACCACUGUGGUAGCCAACUACCCAGAACACCACUUCAAUUACCCACCACACAAGUACCAGUCUCCACCACCAAAGCAUGCAUGGUUCCCACCAUACCACAACUCCCCAUCCCCUCCAAAGCAUUUUUGGCAUCCCCCAUACUUUUAUAAGUCACCACCCCCUCUAAGAUAUCCACCUCCUACAUAUUCUUACAAAUCUCCACCCCCUCCAUCUCCGUUGUCACCUCCUGCUUAUGUCUAUAAAUCCCCUCCACCUCCACCACCCUCACUGCCACCUCCAUAUUUUUACAAGUCUCCACCCCCACCAUCACCAUUGCCACCUCCUUAUGUCUAUAAUUCCCCACCACCACCAUCACCAUCACCUCCUCCUCCAUAUGUCUAUAAAUCUCCACCUCCACAAUCACCAUCACCACCUCCUCCAAAUGUCUACAAGUCCCCACCACAUCCUUCUCCUUCUCCAUGCCCACCGUACAUCUAUAAAUCUCCACCACCACCCCUUCCUUAUAUCUAUAAGUCUCCUCCACCACCAUCUCCAUCACCACAUCCUCCAUACAUUUACAAGUCCCCACCUCCCCCAUCUCCAUUACCUUCCCCUCCUUAUGUCUAUAAAUCCCCACCACCACCAUCACCAUCCCAACCACCUCCUUCACCAUCACCUCCCCCUCCAUACUAUUACAAGUCUCCUCCACCACCAUCACCCUCUCCUCCACCUCCAUGCCACUAUAAAUCAUCUCCUCCCUCUCCAUCACCACCACCACCACCAUCUCCAUUACCUCCCCCUUCCCACCAUUACAACCCUCCUUACCUACCCCCAUUUCACUAUGAGCAUCCUCCAUUCCACUAUAAUUCACCAGCUCCACCAGCCAAGACUCCUCCCUAUUAUUACAUGUCACCACCAUCCUCAAAGGGCUACUGA